This is a messenger RNA of Eublepharis macularius, 6374 nucleotides long. It is a transcript of the gene ROR2, whose product is annotated as receptor tyrosine kinase like orphan receptor 2. NCBI's taxonomy places the organism in Eukaryota, Metazoa, Chordata, Lepidosauria, Squamata, Eublepharidae. The coding region runs from base 217 to 3018 and encodes 933 amino acids. The record is from RefSeq and is a predicted model, not a curated record. Gene Ontology annotation, biological process: multicellular organism development; positive regulation of kinase activity; protein phosphorylation. Gene Ontology annotation, molecular function: ATP binding; transmembrane receptor protein tyrosine kinase activity; protein binding. Gene Ontology annotation, cellular component: signaling receptor complex. The transcript is spliced from 9 exons.
CCCGCUCCCGGCAGCCUCCAGCGUGGCCAGCGCGGGGCGCAGAUUCAGUCAGGGGAAGGCGCCGCCUGCCCGGCUAGAGACGAGCCGGCGCUCGGUUAGGCAGCAUCCUUGGGAACCUCCGGCAGCCGCCACCUCGCCAGGAGAAGGAAGAGGCGACAAAGGGCUCUUUGUACGGCGCGGCGGCCUCUCGGUCCCUCGGCCCUGGCUGGCGUCAGCAUGGGGGCAGCCCACGCCGCCUUCCUAGCCCUGCUGGCGGCGUCCUCGCUUCUCCCCUUCGACGCGGCAGGUGAAAUGGAGAUACCAGAGUCUGAUGAUCCAUUAAGUCAAAUAGAUGGGCAUGAUAGACCAGUUCCAACACACAAAGGUUACUUUUUGACCUUUUUGGAACCAGUAAACAAUAUCACCAUAGUCCAGGGCCAGACAGCAAUUCUUCACUGUAAAGUAGCAGGGCAUCCAUCACCCAAUGUCAGAUGGUUGAAAAAUGAUGCACCCGUGGUUCAAGAACCAAGAAGGAUCAUUAUCAGGAAGACAGACUAUGGCUCCCGAUUAAGAAUCCAAGAUCUUGAUACAACCGACACUGGCUACUAUCAGUGUGUGGCCACUAAUGGGAUGAAGACAAUCACUGCAACAGGAGUUCUCUUUGUAAGACUGGGUCCAACACACAGCCCAAAUCACAAUUUUCAGGAAGAUUACCAUGAGGAUGGGUUUUGCCAACCUUAUAGGGGAGUUGCCUGUGCUCGAAUCAUUGGAAACCGGACCAUUUAUGUGGACUCCCUCCAAAUGCAAGGGGAAAUUGAAAACCGGAUUACUGCUGCAUUUACUAUGAUUGGCACAUCCACCCAUUUAUCUGAUCAGUGCUCUCAGUUUGCCAUCCCAUCUUUCUGUCAUUUCGUAUUUCCCCUGUGUGAUGAACGCUCUCGGACACCUAAACCAAGAGAGUUGUGUCGGGACGAGUGUGAAGUUCUGGAGAAUGAUCUCUGUAGGCAGGAAUACAACAUUGCUAGGUCUAAUCCGCACAUUCUGGUGCAGCUCCAGCCACCUAAGUGUGAAGACUUGCCACUGCCAGACACCUUAGAAGCUGCCAACUGCAUAAAAAUUGGAAUACCUGUAGAGCGGCUCAACAGAUAUCAUCAGUGUUACAAUGGCUCUGGAGUGGAUUAUAGAGGGACUAUCAGUGUUACCAAGUCAGGUCACAAUUGUCAGUAUUGGGACUCUCAACAUCCUCAUUCCCACAGCUUGACAAGUACAGAAUUUCCCGAGCUUGGAGGAGGACAUGCAUAUUGUCGCAAUCCUGGGGGCCAGAUGGAAGGUCCCUGGUGUUUUACACAAAACAAAAACGUACGCAUGGAACUGUGUGAAGUACCUUCUUGUAGUCCACGUGACAGCAGCAAAAUGGGCAUCCUCUAUAUCCUGGUUCCCAGCAUAGCCAUCCCUUUGGUUAUUGCCUGCCUUUUCUUCUUGGUGUGCAUGUGCAGGAACAAGCAGAAGGCAUCUGCUGCCAUUCCACAGCGUCGCCAACUAAUGCCAUCUCCUAGCCAGGACAUGGAAAUGCCUCUUAUAAAUCAACACAAACAGACUAAACUAAAAGAGAUCAGUCUUUCCACUGUGAGGUUUAUGGAGGAACUAGGUGAAGAGAAAUUUGGAAAAGUUUAUAAGGGCCACCUGUUUGGUACAACUUCAGGGGAACAAACUCAAACAGUUGCCAUAAAAACACUUAAGGAUAAAGCAGAUUUAACCCUUCGAGAAGAAUUCAAGCAUGAAGCAAUGAUGCGGUCAAGAUUGCAGCACCCAAAUAUAGUUUGCUUGCUAGGAAUAGUGACCAAAGAACAGCCCAUCAGUAUGGUUUUUAGCUAUUGCUCCCAUAGUGAUCUCCAUGAGUUCCUAGUUAUGAGAUCUCCUCAUUCGGAUGUUGGCAGCACCGAUGAUGACAAGACAGUGAAAUCUACUUUGGAGCCAGCAGAUUUUUUUCACAUUGUGACUCAGAUAGCAGCUGGAAUGGAAUAUCUGUCAAGUCACCAUGUUGUCCAUAAAGAUUUAGCCACGAGAAAUGUACUGGUGUUUGACAAGCUAAAUGUGAAAAUAUCAGAUUUAGGUCUUUUCAGGGAAGUUUAUUCUGCUGACUAUUAUAAACUAAUGGGAAAUACUCCCCUCCCUAUAAGAUGGAUGUCCCCAGAGGCGAUCAUGUAUGGCAAGUUUUCAGUUGAUUCUGAUAUCUGGUCUUAUGGAGUGGUGUUGUGGGAGAUCUUCAGCUAUGGUUUGCAGCCUUACUGUGGCUACUCUAAUCAGGAUGUCAUUGAGAUGAUAAGAAAUCGACAGGUUUUGCCAUGCCCUGAUGACUGCCCCGCGUGGAUAUACUCACUGAUGUUAGAGUGUUGGAAUGAAUUUCCUAACAGAAGACCCAGAUUUAAAGACAUCCACAACAGACUGAGAACAUGGGGAAAUCUUUCUAAUUAUAACAGCUCUGCACAAACAUCUGGUGCAAGCAACACUACACAAACCAGUUCCCUCAGCACAAGCCCUGUUAGUAAUGUCAGUAACACUAGGUAUGUUGGACCGAAGCAAAAAACACAGGCUUUCCCGCAGCCACAGUUCAUACCAAUGAAAGGACAGAUAAGACCUAUGGUCCCACCUCCUCAGCUCUACAUUCCAGUCAAUGGUUACCAACCAAUGCCAGCAUAUGGAGCCUAUUUGCCAAAUUUUUACCCAGUCCAAAUCCCAAUGCAGAUGGCUCCUCAGCAGAUGGCUCCUCAGAUGAUUCCAAAACCAGGAUCCCAUCACAGCGGAAGUGGCUCCACAAGUACGGGAUAUGUAACUACUGCCCCUUCCAAUGCCUCCGUGGCUGACAGGGCUGCUCUGCUGUCAGAAGGUACAGAUGAUGUACACAAUGCAAUAGAGGAUGUUGCUCAGAGUCUUGUUCAGGAAGAGGAAGAAGAGGAUGGUUCAGUGCCUGAAACAGAAUUAUUGGGCGAUAAUGACACUAUUCAAAUGGACGAGGCAGAGUUUCAGUCAGAAGCCUAAGAAUGCUGCUUUAUUACACAAGCAAAAUUGAACAUUUCUUCAGUAUGGCCGGAGACUGUAGUCCUGACUUGCAUAAUCCAUAUUUUUCUUUGCUCUUAGGCACACCUAUUAAUCCAAGACCAUGUAAAAUGCAGCAAUAAUGAUAUACUUUGUUUAUGCACCAUUAUUUCCAGCAGAUGUUUGUAAACAUGAAAAUAUAGAAUUGCUGUGUUGAAAACUCUAGUUGACUACAGUUCUUGGCAGGGAGGCUGCUUUUAUAAUAUACUGUUGCUGUGCAACAUAUAGUGGAAAUUCAUUGCACAUCAUGUAUAUCUUGAUCUUUGAUUGUAAUUGUUAAUGAAUUCUGUUUAAAUUGGUUUUUUAAAAGCUGAACUACAGUAAUACGGAGAAUGGAGAAGAGGUGCCCAGGAUGUAAUGGAUAUAUAGAUAUCCUACUGACAGAAUAUUUUUCUCAUUAAUACAGAAAUUUACAAGGGUGGGGGUCAUGUAAUUGACAGGAGGCUGUCCUGCCCCUGAAAGAUAGAUCAGCUACUUAACUGUUUCAUCCCUGAACCUGUAGAAGUGCUGCCCCAGCAUUCAGUCACCUUUGGGGCAAGGCUGGGGAGAUGGAAUGUCAGAGGGAAACAGCAGCAGUUAGUUGAUGUCUGCCUCAGUGAAAAAGCAGACAGUGUAAUGGGUGGCUCUGCUUGACAGUGUGGCAGAGUGGUUUAGCUCUACCUCUGGCAGAUGGCAGAGUACCCAGUCGUGAGGCCUGUCUCUGGUCAUUAGCAGACCUGAUACCAUUUAGUUUGACUCUAGGGAUAGGGCAGACUUCUAUAGGUAGAUUCCUGUGUUUGAGAGAAUCCAACCCAGGGAUCAGGCAAUGAAAGCCAGUUUGUAACUGCAAACAUUAAAAGGAGUUUAAAUCACAACCAAAAGCCAUAACUAGCUUAAGUGCCUCAGCCCUUUAUUGUCACUUUUUAAUUUAUUUAAUUUGAUUUCAUGCUGCCUUUGAGCUCUUUGCUUCUAUCUUUUCCCUCAUUCUCAAAAAUCUCAAGUUCUUUCUCUUUUUUUAGUUUAGCCAUUUCAAUUCCCGCUUUAUUUUCCAGAUCUCUUCUGUGAUAUCCCUGUCACUGCCAACUCAGCUUCAGUCCCCUCAAGUGCUUUUUUUUGCUUAAGAGGCAUUUUGACAAAACUUUUACCUCACAAAAUUUCUUAAAUAUUUUAUAUCGUUAUAUUUCACCACAGUGGGCACAAGCUUGUGAAAUUUCUUUGGUCUUUAUCUCAGCACCAGAAUACUAAUUUGUAACAGGCCUUUUCUUCCAACUGAGGGGAUCCACACCAGCUCCUAUAAUUUUUGGCAACUAGGUUUGUUUUGAAAUGGGAAGCUUCCCCAUAGUUACUAAAUGUUUUAAUGGUAGUGAGUGUAAAGGCUUUGGAUUCACUCAGCAGGAAGAAAAGGCCUGUCACAGGGUGUGUAAUGAUUUCAAGAAAUGGGUGCAUGUGUCUUUAAAUGUUUGGUGAGAUAGGUGAAGAGUGGGGGGUGAAAGAGAGAGAUGAGUGAGUGAUAUGAUUGGUUGAUGACAGAGAGUGGGCGGAGUGAAGGCAGUUUUCAGUUACUGAGGGAGAGAAAAAGAUUCAGUUAGGGCAAGAGAGGCGAGCUGUGUGCAGCCUGAGUGUGUUCAUGUAUUUGUGAAGGAAAGGCAACCUGAGUGGAAGCCUGAACUGAGUGUGUCUGUGAGACUAUAUAUUCAUUCUAUUUGAAGCAGGCAAACUGUGUGUGCGCCUGAGAGAGAAAGAAUUGAGAGUGAAAAGAAAACAGGCUAGCUGUGUGCUGUCUGAGGAGUUCUCUGUGAGAGAAAUAGAGAGCCUAGAGAAAGAGGCUAACUGUGUGUGAAGCCUUACAAGAGAUCUGUGUGAAUGAGUUUGGAUGAAGCAACUAGAAGAACUAAGAACUACUUUUAUGUAACCAAUACGCUUCUUAAAAAAUAAACUUUUAUUUUGUUUUGUUAUAUCCCAGAGUAGCAGUCAUUGUUAUCUCCCAUUCCUAUCCUCAGGGCCACAUAGAACCACGAAGGAGCCUGACGCUCAAACACGUUACAAAAGGGAAAAUUUAAAUAAAACAUUUUGGAAUAAUAUAUUCCUGGUGGCAGCAAACUACCCAGGGGAGAUUUAAAGCAAAAUCCACCCUAAAGAAAGUGAAGAUCAUAACAAGACCUAUCUCACCAAACAUUUAAAGACACAUGCACCCAUUUCUUGAAAUCAUUACAGGGUGGUUCAGGCAUAGGAAAAUUUAGGUAAUAAUAUGCAUCCAGUUUUGAAAUAAAUAGAACACAGCCAGAGUUUAGGAAAGAAGACAGAAACACUUGAACACAUUUUUAUUAGUGACUAAGCACUGCACAACUUUCCUACCAAAAUCAAUUAUUUUCUUUGUGAAUGAAUGGAAGUCCUACAUAUAUUUGCUGCCCAAAUGAGAAGUCUGGGCACUAUGCACUAAUCUGAAAAAAGUCAGCCUCUUUUUACUGUUAGUGGUCAAAUUAUGGAAAAGAACUCAAACGAAUUUCCCGCACAUUAUAUUUUCUACAUUGAUCAUUAAGGAUUUUAAUCUCAUUUUGGUUUGUGUUAAGAUGGUGCUAGAAGUGUACACAUGAAGCCUUCUUUGUUUUUAUUUUCUUUUUUGUAGUGAUUGUAGAUCUUUAAAGACCAAGAUAAGCAAUAUUGUACAGAAUCUGGGAUUUUUAGAGGUUUUUUUCUUGUGAGAUGAAUCAUGUACAGACUUUGAAAUGUAAUUUAUGUUUUGUAACAUUUUAUAUAUCUUUUUCAUUGAAACAUUGGGAUCAUCGAAAAGAAUGCAUAUUUAGCCAUUUACAUUACAGCUGGUAAUAUUGGUACUGGAAUGCGUAUGCUUUGUUGCGGUGAUAAAACAGGUCCAUACAUUUCAUAGCCAUUGCUACAAUGCGAAGACUCUGGAGUCGUAUUCUAGUGUAACUACACAUAUAUUACAGUCCCCAGCCUAUAAAUCUAACAUGUGAUGUGGACUGCACAUAAAGCUGCACAUAAAUAUUUGAUUAAUCUUAAGGUAUUUUAAAAUAUAGGUACACUGUAAGAAUGAAAACUCCUGAAUUUCUCUUUUGUAAUGUUUUACUAUGUAAAUGGUGCCUUUGCUAAAUACAUUUGGAUUCACUUGAAGUGUAUCAUGGCAAUCUGCAGCCCGUGUUAGUAGUGGCAAGAGCUGCUUUACUGAUUUCCCGAUUCUCAUGAAAUUGAUCGUGCACUGGUGAGUGAACAUUGAAUGGCUCUCUUGCUUGUUAAUAUAAACAUGAGUUGGAGAUGAUUAAUACAUCAUAUGAAUAAAUUUGGUUUAAUUACUUUUUAAA